AUGGAAAUUUAUCGACUCUCCGAUGAAGCAGCCUCUUUAUUUCGCUCUGCUCAUCAUCUUGUUGAUGAUGACACUCUUCUGAACUAUCUUAAUUCUUCUUUAAAUAAUCUCACUGAAGAUAAAGUAAAUUCCUUUUCUUUUGAGAAACUCAAAUCAGAAUACCAACUCCUCAGUAUUGAUCAUAGAAGUUCCCUAACCUCUUGUAACAGCUACAAACGUCGUUUUCGGGAAUCCAAAGAUAGAAUUAAAGUUUUAGAAACAAAAAAUAACUCCCUUAUUGAUGAGAAAGAUAACGCUAUUCUUAAAGGUGCGAAGGAAUUAGAAAAAUUUCAAAAACUUUUACUUGAAGUCCAAGUUGAGCGAGAUUUAGCUUUACGCGAUAAGGAAGCACUCAUGAAGGAAAGAAAUAUUAUUCGAUCUCAGCUCCUUAUAGAGAGUAAAGAUGAGUUUAAAUGGGAUGCUAUGGUUUUGAAUGAUGCUAGAACUGAUUUAGCUGUAAAAGUGAGCCUUGAAUCCAAACAUACUGCUUUAGUUAAAGAUAUUAUUUUCAAUAAUGAAGAGAAGGAUUAUCUUCGGCAAAUUAGAGAAUUUCAGAAACAGCUCGAUGAAUCCAAAAAACUAUCCGAAGAACUGCAGAAGCAGCUUGAAGAAUUUAAAAGGAUAUCCGAAGAAUUGGGCACGAAGUAUGAUGCUCUUGAUUCUAAGUAUCGCAAGCUUAAGAAUAAUUAUGUUGCUACUGUCUCAAACAAUAACAAGGAUGCCAUUCGUGGUAACAACGCUGCAGUAAAGAUAGUGUGCGAAGAAAAUAAUAUUCCCCUUUCCAAUUAUCAUAUUGAAGAUGUUUCUCCAAAUGAAGAUAUUCCUGAAAUCUCUGAUAGUGAAGUAGAGUAUAUGGAAUACGAAGAUGAAGAAGUUGAAGAAGAAAUUCAUAACUAUGAUACUGAACGAAGUAAUCAUGAUGGUUCGGGUGUUAAUCGAAACAAUGAAAAUAACCUGAAUGAAGAUUGA
Messenger RNA from Papaver somniferum (opium poppy), 1008 nucleotides. Its product is annotated as endoplasmic reticulum export factor CTAGE5-like. NCBI's taxonomy places the organism in Eukaryota, Viridiplantae, Streptophyta, Magnoliopsida, Ranunculales, Papaveraceae. The coding region runs from base 1 to 1008 and encodes 335 amino acids. The record is from RefSeq and is a predicted model, not a curated record. The transcript is spliced from 3 exons.